This is a messenger RNA of Haliotis rufescens (red abalone), 4292 nucleotides long. RefSeq lists its product as uncharacterized. NCBI's taxonomy places the organism in Eukaryota, Metazoa, Mollusca, Gastropoda, Lepetellida, Haliotidae. The record is from RefSeq and is a predicted model, not a curated record. The transcript is spliced from 8 exons. Bases 108 to 1313 code for a protein of 401 amino acids. Gene Ontology annotation, molecular function: protein binding.
CGGAAAUAUUUCAUGUUCGGUCGUUUCAUUUGAGUUGCACAUGACAUUGAACGUUUCCAUGACUGUAUGCCAUUAUUAAGUAGAUUUAGACAUAGAAGAGAUAAAGAAUGAUUGACGACUAUAUUCUGGUGCUCGUACUGCUCAUACCCCCCAUGGCAAGUCUGAACGUCACUGGUAAAGGACAAGGACAGGAGUGUCGACAAACAUCGGAGUGUGUUAGCCAUGCCGAGUGUUGGGUCAACGUCUGUCAGUGCAACAUCAAGUACUACCCCUGGAAAGGACAGUGUGAACAACGUCACCGCCCCAGCAUGCCGUGUUCCAGCGAUAUGGAGUGCGUGGACGGCGCCAUCUGCCGCACCAACUACUGCCAGUGCGACGACACCCACUACCACGCCAAUACAUAUAACAAGCGUUGCAUGGCGCUGAGUCAGCUGUUCCCCCGAAACAUACGGACGGAGAAGACUACCUCGACAACGGCUACGGUAGCUUGGGACGCCCCAGAACUACAGCCUGUGUCAUCAACUCUGAAAUAUUACGUCUCGUAUAACGGCAAGAAGAGAGUGUUUAUCAAAUCGCUCGAAGUCCUCAACUUGACUGAUUUGACACCUGGAACGGCUUUCAACGUCACUGUCAGUGUCGCCGUAGAUGAGUACAACAUUAUUAAGAUAGCACCAUCAAAAACAGCCACCAUGCGAACACUGCCUUCAGUGCCAUCCAAUUUACGCCAUGACGCGGAGUUGGCGUUCUUGCUCGUCUAUUGGUCCGUUCAGGGACACGCUGACUCCUUCAAUGGGUCACUGUGGUCCAGAUCCUCCACAGAGAGAUUCACCACGCCAUACACAAGCUAUAUGUUCCUCCGGCCAAAUACAACCUCAAGGCAGAUUCUCUGUGUGACGGCCAGGAGCGGGGACCUCUAUAGCCAGAUGGCCUGCUAUACAUUUCAUAUGACCCUCUCUAAUGGUAUGGGGAACACCACGCAGUCACGAUCGUCAGUGCCAACAUGGUCGCUCAUCUUGGCAGUGUUGUUGACCUGCUCCAUUACCUCUGCUGCUCUCCUGAUUGGCUUUCGGUUCCGAAAAAGACAGUGUCGCUGUGUCACUGGGAAGGGAGAAAACGUGUACGACAUGAUCCUGUUCCCGAGAUCAAGCGUGAGAGGAGGCUCAAGUUGUGACGGAGAUUUCGAAGGCGCGGCGACGUAUGUGAACCACUCUGCCGUGACUGAUGCAGCCAGGACAGAGGGGAUUGUGUUCGAGAACGACACGGAGACUGACGAUAGUGUGGGGUGUGUGUACGAUCAACCCAGAUGUAUAUAGAUCUGAAAAGUGACUGCCGAAAGUGAGGUUGAGUGGGGUUUAACGUCGCGUUAAAGAUUAUUGCACACAAAAUGAAAGUAAAAUCUGGAGUCCUUAGAUCAUUCUUAAAAAGUAUUCUGUUACAAAAUGUAAAACAUACCUAAACAAGAGCGUAAUUUGUCCUUCCACUGACAGUUUGUAAUAAGUGGAUAAUACAAUUUAGAACCACUGAUAAUCGAUUAACUAUAGAAAAUACGAAACAUAUUAAAUAUGCAUUCUUUAUAAUGUUUCAUUAGGCGCGGAAAUGCAUAGCCUAUUGCUUUGUCCGACGCCUAAUAGUUCAAGAAACCAGACUCUUCCGGCUUGAUAUACAACGAUAACCGCCUGUUAAGGUUUCUCCGAUCUUAAACAAUUUUCACAAAAUUUCACUACUGGUGAAACUGUCCAAUGUUACAAAAUUGUGUGUGCUCCAUCAGUAAGCUAUGAUUUGUUAUGUCAAGUUGCUGUCAUGUGAUAUUUCUGAACCACGCUUGUGAUUAUGCCAAUAAACUUCUGAAUGUGAAUCGUGGCCUGGUGACCAGCUGCGAAUGGAUGUAAUCAGCGUAAGGCAAGAUGAAUGAAUGAAUGAAUGAAUGAAUGAAUGAAUGAAUGCAUUUGUUUUACGCAGCAGCCAGUAAUGAUCCAUAUUAAAAAUCAUUUGAGGUCACUAAAAUUCUUUAACAUAAAUUUAUAUUGUGAUAUGAUUAUAUACAAAAUCAACUGUCAAAAAUAUUCUUGAAAGCGUCGAGAGCGCUGUUGGCAGCGAAUGAAUACACGCUGGUCAAGUAACAAAAAUGGGGCUUUGCGAAACGGAGUCUCUCGAUUGAAGAGUUAAAUGAGAAAUUUACGGUUUAUACAAAACUUUUACAAGAGAAUAACAAACAGACAGACGGGAUAUUAGCUUCAUAAAUGGCCACUAUUUUGCUUUGCCAGUGUGGAACUAAUAUAAAAAGGAUUAGUCAAACGGUUUGUUUACGGUCCAGAAACCUAUGAUAAAGGGAGACAAUUUGCAGGUAGGCAGCUCUUGUAUGGCAAUAGUUCCGUCAAAGUGUCAUGUUCACACCAGUGAUAUCAAGUGUCAUGCUCACUGCAGUGAAAUAUCAAGAGUUAUGUUCUGUGCACUUUAGAAAACGCAGUUUUUUACACAGAAGUAAUGUAGUGGUUGAAAUAAGAAUAAUUGUUUCGUUCGCCCCAACCAAUCUAUGUUGUCUCAUCACAAUGGAGUCUGAGAUCAGUAAACAAGGCAACACCAAACUAUAUGUAGUUAUGCUUUGGCCACAGUUUAACGUGGUUUUUUUCCCAAAUUCGGUCGCACCCACCCUCUGGCAGACAUUGUAAUCUACUUUCACGCUCUGAUGCCGAUAUAUAACGUACAGCACAGAGCGAGGGCUGUUAGCAGGAAUUAAUCAAUAGUAGGAGUGUAUGAUUAUAUAAGGAACGAUUAGCGUUACGUGUGCGUGGUAUACUGAUCAUGCUGAUUGCAACGAAAUCGUGGCUUUGAAUGGACGCGGUUUGACGCUGCUUUUGCCAUGUAGAAAUAUCACAGCAGGGACAGCAAGCAUGAGGUGCUAUGUACAGAGUGUAGCCAUGCGAUAUGAUGUGUGUUUGUUUGUUGUUUAACACCGCACAUGCCUUAUAAAAAUGAUUUAACAAUUACGUGAGAAAGACUAAAAACAAAUUCAAACAAAUGGCGAAAGAAGAUCCAAGACAAUUUUGGAAAUGCUUUAAAAAAAUCAAGAUUUUGACAAAAAUAUAUCAAUUGACCAACUUUAUGGGGUUUUUUAAAAAUGAAAUGAGUGAACACCAAUUACAGAUUUCAAAUGUGAUAAUGAAGAACUUAACAGGCAAUUCACUGUUGCAGAAAUAUUAUUGGCAAUCAAUUCACUUAUAAAGAGAAAAAGUGUUGGAAUUGAUAAGAUAGAAACGAGUAUCUGAUAUCGAGUAAAGACGUAAUGAUCAAUGUUUAUCACGAACUGUUUAAUUCAGUUCUUGAAAGUGGAACAUUUCCGAAAUGAUGGUUGGUUGGUAUGACCAGACCUAUCUAUAAAAAGCAAGGUGACCCCUCCAAACCUGAAAAUUAUCGCCCAAUUACCUUAUUAUCUUGUCUUGGUAAAUUGAUCACCGCAGUUUUGAACAUUCGCUUCACAUCUUUUACAAAUGAUAAUUAUAUUACUUCAGAAAUACAAGCUGGCUUCAGGAAAGGUUACAGUACUGUUGACCACUUUUUUGUAGUCUGUGUUUUAAUAGAUUUAUUAAGGGCUUGUUAAAAUAAAUUGUACUGUGCAUUUGUGGAUUUCCAAAAGGCCUUUGACAACAUUUGGCGGAUCGGAUUAUGGCAAAAGCUCUUAUCAUAUGGUAUCUCUGGACGAAUAUUAAUCUUGUUCACAAUAUGUAUUCAAAUAUAAAAUCUUGUGUCGUUCAUGAUGAAGAUAGAUCAGGAUAUUUUCUCGUAACAAGGGAGUUCGGCAGGGUGAAAAUUUGUCACCAUUACUGUUUGCAAUAUAUUCAAAUGAUGUUGAAACCUUUUCGAGAGCCCACAGCUGUAAAGGUGUGUCCCUUGAAACAUAUUUUGGGGUUUAGUACGCAGACGAUACUGUAAUAUUUUCGGAAAACUCUGUUGACUUACAAAAUAGUCUAAACGUCUUCGUAAAAUACUGUGAAGAAUGGAAACUGAAGGUUAAUCUAAAAAGUAAUCUUUGGUUCUGGCACAAGAAGGUAAACUAGACUUUAAAUUUGGAAAUAAAAUAAUCGAAAUAACAGACUGUUAUAAAAAAUAUAUACAUACUUAGGAAUUGCUUUUAAUAAAAACAGAUCAUUUACACAAGCCAUCAAAAGGUUAAGAGAACAAUCUUUAAAUGCCUCGUUUGCUUUAUUAUCCAAAGCCAGAAAUGUAUGUCUCCCAACCACUGAUCAUGGUAUAUGUUAUGUUUGAUCAUUGUAUAAUAAAUAUAUUCAACUCUC